Messenger RNA from Lipotes vexillifer (Yangtze River dolphin), 1083 nucleotides. It is a transcript of the gene ONECUT3, whose product is annotated as one cut homeobox 3. Gene Ontology annotation, molecular function: RNA polymerase II cis-regulatory region sequence-specific DNA binding; DNA-binding transcription factor activity, RNA polymerase II-specific. Gene Ontology annotation, biological process: regulation of transcription by RNA polymerase II. The record is from RefSeq and is a predicted model, not a curated record. Gene Ontology annotation, cellular component: nucleus. Lineage: Eukaryota; Metazoa; Chordata; Mammalia; Artiodactyla; Lipotidae.
CCCCCGCUCGCGGCCGUGGCUGACAAGUUCCACCAGCACGCGGCGGCCGCGGCCGUAGCCGGGGCGCACGGCGGCCACCCCCACUCGCACCCGCACCCGGCGGCCGCGCCGCCCCCGCCGCCCCCGCCGCAGCGCCUGGCGGCCAGCGUGAGCGGCAGCUUCACCCUCAUGCGCGACGAGCGCGCGGCGCUCGCCUCCGUGGGUCACCUCUACGGGCCCUACGGCAAGGAGCUGCCCGCCAUGGGGUCGCCGCUCUCGCCGCUGCCCAACGCACUGCCGCCCGCGCUGCACGGCGCCCCUCAGCCGCCGCCGCCGCCGCCGCCGCCGCCGCUGGCCGCCUAUGGCGCUCCGGGCCACCUGGCGGGGGACAAGCUGCUGCCGCCCGCCGCCUUCGAGCCUCACGCCGCGCUGCUGGGUCGCGCGGAGGACGCGCUGGCCCGCGGGCUGCCCGGAGGCGGCGGCGGCGGCGGCAGCAGUUCGGGCGCCGGGGGCCCCUCCGGCGGCGGCGGCCCUGCCGCGGGAGGCGGUGGCCCCGGGGCGGGCGCGGCGGCCGAGGAGAUCAACACCAAGGAGGUGGCGCAGCGCAUCACGGCGGAGCUGAAGCGCUACAGCAUCCCGCAGGCCAUCUUCGCGCAGCGCAUCCUGUGCCGCUCGCAGGGCACGCUCUCCGACCUGCUGCGCAACCCCAAGCCCUGGAGCAAGCUCAAGUCGGGCCGCGAGACCUUCCGCAGGAUGUGGAAGUGGCUGCAGGAGCCCGAGUUCCAGCGCAUGUCGGCGCUGCGCCUCGCAGCCUGCAAGCGGAAGGAGCAGGAGCAGCAGAAGGAGCGCGCGCUGCAGCCCAAGAAGCAGCGCCUGGUGUUCACCGACCUGCAGCGGCGCACGCUGAUCGCCAUCUUUAAGGAGAACAAGCGGCCGUCGAAGGAGAUGCAGGUCACCAUCUCGCAGCAGCUCGGCCUGGAGCUCAACACUGUCAGCAAUUUCUUCAUGAACGCGCGGCGCCGCUGCAUGAACCGCUGGGCCGAGGAGCCAGGCGCUGCCCCCGGGGGCCCCGUCGGCGCCGCGGCCACCUUCUCCAAGGCCUGA